Molecule: messenger RNA, 1956 nt
Organism: Kluyveromyces lactis
Lineage: Eukaryota; Fungi; Ascomycota; Saccharomycetes; Saccharomycetales; Saccharomycetaceae
Product: F-box protein
Exons: 1
Coding region: 1-1956 (651 amino acids)
Molecular function (GO): protein binding
Source: RefSeq, a predicted model, not a curated record
AUGAUGUUCGAAAGUACUGGUAACGAUCGUGUUUCCUAUGCGCACUUGAGCAGACGUGAUAUUAUGGCACGUUAUUUCAAUCUUUCUGCACCAGUCGGCCAUGCAGGUGUGCCGCUUCCGAAGCAUGUGAUUGCAAAACACGACGACAGCAAUGUUGCAGAUGAUAAUUACACCUCUGCUGUUAAUAAUACCACAAAGAAUGAUGAAUUUAUUCUUAGUGAAAAGAUAUUGAAUUUACCCAUUGAAAUUAAGGUUAAAAUUACCAAUAAUUUGAGCCAAUAUGACUUGGUGAAUUUAGCAUCGGUAUCGAAAUCUUUUUAUGACGCGGCGAUGUUUUCUUUGUACGAAAAUAUCGUGGUAGAUACGUCAUACUCUAUAUUGAACGAUUCGUUGAGAACGGACAAGAAUCAACGAUGUACUUAUAUCAAGACGAAGUACAAUUUAAAGAAGUUUAUGAAAUCGUUAUCACAGGAUGAAAUACAAACUGCGUUCCCCUUAGGGAUAUUGGUAAAAAGUCUCAAAAUAUAUUCUUUGCCCGAUGGGGUCUCGAAUAUGGAAAUUGUGAAUUUCGUUCAUAGAUCCAUCAAUUCGUUGACGAGACUAUCAUGUUUGUAUUGGGAAAGCGGGUCACGGAAAUUGCCCUUGGACACAUUACAAUAUUUACCCAAUAAAAAAGAACUUACCUCGUUAGCGAUAAAUCUUGAUUUAUCGAAAUGUACCGAGGCAGAUAUACACUUCCCGCAACUUGAGCGGCUCUCAGUGGUUCCAUUCAAUAAUUCGGAUACGUUGUGCAAAUUUAUGCAGCAGAUUUCGAUAGAGACCAUUGCAGAUCGGAUAAAAGUGUUACAAUUGAAAAGACAAUUACCUUCAAUGAAACAGAUAACAAGAAAUAAUUUGAAUUUGGGUCAAUCACUUAUAGUAACGAAAUACAUGGUAGAAAAUAACCUGGCAAGACCAGACUCUGUGGAAACUGAUAAGAGUAUAAAUCAAAGUAUGAUAGACUUCCAGUUUUGGAGUUUCUUAGACCCUAUCUUAGCAUCAGCGACUAAUACUACGAGUACAGCCACUGCCAACGCACCUUUCAGGCAGUUGAAGGUCUUGGAUAUCGAUAGCGUCAAUUUACUUGCCAGUGAUGCUGGGAAGGUCGUCCGUGCUUUCAACUUGGAAACUUUGAGCACUCUUUCCCUUAACAACGUCAGCGAAAUCCAAUGGUUACCUGAAAUAGACUUUCAACUAACUGAUUUUACAAGUGCAGCGGUCGAACAUUUUCAUGAAGGUUUACUUCUCACCAUUGCGCCACAUUUGAAACAGUUGAAAAGCUUACGGUUAUGCUACCAAGAGGCGAACCGUGACUCCAUCCCGCAUUUCUUGAACCUUCUUGCCAAAAACGGUGUGUUUUUGGAGCAAAUUGAUAUAAAGAUAACUUGGGAUGACUCAAAACUAGUCACCGUUCUUAGUUGGGAGCAAUUGAUGCAGAGCUGCACGAAAUCUAUAUGCAAACACAAAUCCAAACUAAAGAAACUUUCACUUGUCACUCAGGAAUCGUUACGGUACUGUGAAGUUCCUAAAGAGAUACCUAUCGACUCUGUAUUAAGACUCACUGAAUGCAAAAAUUUAGAAAGUUUACGAAUCAAUGGAGACUCUUUGCAGCCCACUGGGAUACAUAUACUACAUCGAUUCCCCAAGCUCAGAUUCUUAUCCUUACGCGGUAAACGAUCCGGAGGACCACCGCAUAUGGGUCUUCAAAUGGCUCAUAACGGAAUUAUGGACGAUUGGUACCGUGUAAUGCAUGUUGCCAUUACACUGGCUCAGGCGAACAAACAACUACAGUUCGUUAAAAUAGACAAGUGUUUAUUCGAGUGUGGGAAGAGUGGAAAUGCCAUCCCACGUCCAGAUGUGUUAAACAACUGGUUUUCAAAGCAAACCAGAGUACUAGUCACUGAAGAUGAGUUCUGA